ACUUUAGUUACUGUACAAAAAAAUAGUGCCUGUGCCCAUAGGAAUGAAUUUGACUUUAGUUGCUCAGUUGUUAAAACAUCAAGAACUGAGAGAAAUUUUGAAAGGGAUUAGAGAUGCAGGGAAAAAGACUUUAAUCACUAUACACCAUGACACAGAAACCAUCAAAAGAGUUUUUAAACUAUUUGAGGAACACUUGUCUCGUCAUUGGUGGCAUGUGCUUUUUGGAUGGUCACCAACAGCAACCGGCAUACUUAAUACUUUAAUUCAUCCUAUCAUUGUGUUGCUUAUUUUAGUUAGUAUAAGCUUGAUUUUGUUUAUUGUGAUACUUGUUUGGAAUUAGAAGAUGAUACGAGGAAUGACGGCCCUAAGUUCCUUAUCAAAAUCAUAUGGUUUAGUCUUGAGAAACGGUAGGCACAUGUCUUGGGCAGAUGAAGAGAAAUCUAUAUAUUGAGUAAAAGAAUUUACUCAUUUCAAAGAAGAAGUGGGGAAUGAAACAUAAACUUUAAGAGAUUUAGAGAUUCUAGAGGAGCUAAGAUUUUAGUUAGAGAUAAGCCUUACUAGAGUUAAUUAAAAUAAAGGGAUUCUGUAAGUAGGCCUUGAUGAAGUUAAGAGUUAGUAGUUAACUAAGAAUUGAUUGCUUGUCAACACAGUGUUUAGUGAGCUGAGUUUAUAAUGAAGACUAUAGAAACUGACAAAUAGCUUUUAGGAACAUAAGACAAUUGUGGGCCUCCUCUCUUCUGAAACCAAUUGAAGACAAGGAAUGGGAGUUCUACCAAGGUUCAUAUUUGCAUUGAAAAGGUAGAAAGGUCAGAAUGAGGAAGACUUCAUUUACUUCCUCAUUUUGGGACCCCUCUCUAUGAAAGGGACCACCGACCCAUUUCAAGGAACAAACUACACAUGCUUAAUAGCUUUUGAAAUGAUUAGCAUAGGAAGCGAGGAAUGGCAUGUACAAAAAUGAUGAAUAUGUCUUUGUAUUUUGGGUAUUCAAUUCUUGUGUGGAUAAAAGGACUCUGUAAUCAUUGGAAAGGUGCGGUGGGUAUUUGGGAGCUAUCCCGCACGCUGUCCGGCGUCACAAUAAACAUACACUUUCUAACUUUAAAACUGUUAGAGAGGUUUUUGUCCGUCACAGUUGGAUAUUGGUGCUAGAUCAAUAUCCAUAUUUCUUUAAUAAAUCAGCACACCAAAGAAUGGCCUUCUUUUUGCCUCUGUAUAGUGCUAUGUUUCCAAAGUGACUUUCAAUGGAAUGUGUUAAGGCAAAUUAAUUGCUGCUUGUAGAUGGGAACAAACUUCCAAAUCCUUCACGUUCUCCGGCAAUCGCUAUUAAUUUGAGAAGUUUGCAAAUGUUGGAAACUCCUUCAGUUGUGCAAUGAGAAGUAAAGCCUUUAAGAAUUGAGGAUUCUUAAAUGCCCUGAUCCCGCAGAGCAGGGCAGGGUUUGCUGGUGGUUUGAGCUGUUCCUAAAGAUCCUGUCGGGCUGUCUUACACACUUGGAGCUAGGGAUUCCUUCCAAGCUGGGCCAUUUUGGGGGGGCUGGGGGCAGCCCCAGGGCAGGUGACAGUGUGUGCAAGGUCCCUUUGUGACACGCUGCAGCAUGGUCAGCCUGGAAUGGAACAGGACAGGGUGUCCAAGGGCCCUCCCUUUGUGACACGUGGUGACAUAGGAGCUGGCGGUGACAAGAGCACGCCACAGUGCUUGGUGCACGCAUCAGGACAGGACAGAACUGAGUAGUGCUGUGAGGAGCCCCCCCACAGCGUGCUCAUUUGUGUCUGACCCAGCAAUUUUCCAAGGCGUUAUUCCUGCAGCUGACCUCGCGGCCAGACUGUGGGACUUGGUGAUCAGAAUCAUUUACGAGGAGUCUCCUGUCAUUGUGGCAGGAGCCCUCCAGACCACAGUGCAGGACUUGCUGUCCUGCAGCCUUCCUGAGGCUCCUCUGUCUCAGGUGCCUUCAAGGCUCAACUGCAAUUGUUGACUUGGAUAUAUCCUGAGACAUCUCUCUAGAAGGUGCCUUCAAGGCUAGCUGGUGGAAUGGCGGGCAGAUUUCUCAGCCUGUGCAAAGUGUUCAGGAGGGGAAAAAAGAAAGGCCCUGGAGCUGCCCCAGCACAACAGCCUGAAGAGCCAGAGCAGAGCCAGACACUGCAGGAUGAUGCAGCCCUGGACCGGACACAGGAGCGGGAACCCACCCGUGGCCGCUUCCACAGAACCCUGAAGAUGUUCCGGAGGUUCCUGCGCAUUCGGCGUAGAAAGACCUCAGUGAAUGAGGAUGUGGCCAUCACAAGCACCAAAACGAGGGAGACUCAGGGCCUCACAAAUACUGGUACCACGCCUGCUCCAACUAUGAUUCCUGCUCCCACUAUGGAUUUUUUCAAAGAGACUGCUGUUCCUCCUCAGCAGCGGGUGCCAGCCAAGGUGAAGGACAUCCACCAGAGUCUCCUGUCCCACGUCUCUGCGGAUGCCAGGCUGCAAAGGGACAUUGUGAGGCUGGCUGAAGAACACCCUGCUGACGUGGUGCUGACCCUCCUGCGCUGUGCCCCAACAUGUGACAGAGCAGCUGCAAUGAUGUGGAGAGCCAUAGCCUCAUCGGGACCAGCAGUGGAGAAAGUGCUGCCAACACUGCUCUGUGUGAUGGAGAACUGGCCACAGCACAGAAUGUGCACCUCCGAUGGGGACAACGAGGCUGUUUUUGCCCUGGCUGCAACUCUGGUGAUCUGGGUGAUUGUGCCUGUGUACAACAAGGCGACGAUCCCUUUUACUGGGCGAUUGUUUGUGGCUCUGCUCUUCCAUGUUGCCAUCACCACACAGCAGAUGCCACCAGAGGAAGUUGCUAACUUCUGGAGAGCGUGCCGGGAGGAACAACGCCUUCCCAGCAAGCCCAACAGGUUUGCAGUGCAGGCCAUGAAGGCUCUGCUCUACCGACUGCCGAGUGACAAGGUGGUGAUGGCUAUGGAGCGCAAGCGUGGCUGGGACACGCUGCUGCGUGCUCACACCCAGCACUAUGCCGUGGGUCUGCUGGCCAGGGAGAUGCGCCGUGUCUCGAUCCUUUUCUGUUCUUGCAUCGCACCCCACGUGCUCUGGCACCUCAGCAGGGAGGAGCCAUGCUGGGAUCUGCCUGCCCUGGCAUUCCUUGUGGAGGUCCUGGAUUGCCUGGACUUGAGUAAAUGUGGUGGCAGCGUCCUGAACAUCAUGUCAGGGCACCUCCAGAGUGAAUGCAGUCAGAGGCGUCGCCUGGCACUCAGAGGCCUCGUGGUGCCCAGCAAGGAUCCCUCGAUGGCCGGAAGGAUGUGCAGUCUGUCUUGCAGCCUUCUGGAGCUGCUGAGGGAUGCAGAUGGAGAGGUGGUCAGCAUGAGCCUCCGUGUGCUCACGAAUGUGCUCCCGCACCACGGCAUCCUGCGAUCCAGCAUCAUUGCCCCAAAGCUGGCUGAGGUGCUCCUGCUGCUCUUUGACCACAAAAACAGCCACGUGCAGUUGCUCUGCAUUCAGCUCUUCUGUAAGCUGAUGGAAUUGGUAGUGGAUGAGGGGAAAAAGCCCCUGAAGACAAUUGUGAACAAGAGCCUGUACACACUUUUAAUCUACUGCCAUGAUGACAACUGGCACGUGGCAAAGGCCUCUCGGGAAACGCUGCAUUGUGCGGCCAAGUUCCUGAUGAGGAGAGAUCUCGAACAGCUGGUGGAGAAGGAGCAGCUGUCAAAGUUUGUCAAGUGCCUGCUGGCAGAGGACGGGAGCCGAGCAGCAGAGCACCUGCGCCCUAACACUGAAAUUCACGCCAAGUUAGCCCUAAGAGCUGAAGAACUGGGGUCAUCCUCUGGAUCCAGGCAAUCAGUGUCCCAAGAACAGCACCAGGAGACACUGAAGAGCACAUCACCUCUUAGUGCUGCUCGCGCUCCAGGCAGAGCUGACGCUGGGCACAAUUCUUGUGGCUUCAGCCCUCUCCCUGCCUCUACAUAGCUCCCUCCCUCUAGAUAGCUCCCUCCCUCCAGCCCUCAGACACUGUCCGUCCCCUUUUUUUCCCUCCACUCUUCCUGUCUUUUGACAGCUCCAUUCCUCUAGCCCUCAGACCCUGCCCAUUCCCUUUUUUUACCUCCCCGCUCAUCCCUUUGUUUCAUCUUCCAUUAAUAAAGAGUUUGGCUUUUUCA
Vidua chalybeata is the source of this 4128-nucleotide messenger RNA. RefSeq lists its product as uncharacterized. Gene Ontology annotation, cellular component: cytoplasm. The record is from RefSeq and is a predicted model, not a curated record. The transcript is spliced from 13 exons. Lineage: Eukaryota; Metazoa; Chordata; Aves; Passeriformes; Viduidae. The coding region runs from base 2024 to 3940 and encodes 638 amino acids.